This is a messenger RNA of Closterium sp. Naga37s-1, 1068 nucleotides long. Lineage: Eukaryota; Viridiplantae; Streptophyta; Zygnematophyceae; Desmidiales; Closteriaceae. The record is from the annotation of a GenBank genome assembly.
AUGCACAACCGUUGCGAAGAGAAGUGCUCCGGCAAAAAACUUGAGGAGGAGAAGAGUGAGGAGGUGAAGAGUAAGGAGGUGAAGAGUAAGGAGGUGAAGAGUAAGGAGGUGAAGAGUAAGGAGGUGAAGAGUAAGGAGGUGAAGAGUAAGGAGGUGAAGAGUAAGGAGGUGAAGAGUAAGGAGGUGAAGAGUAAGGAGGUGAAGAGUGAGGAGGUGAAGAGUAAGGAGGUGAAGAGUAAGGAGGUGAAGAGUAAGGAGGUGAAGAGUAAGGAGGUGAAGAGUAAGGAGGUGAAGAGGAAGGAGGUGAAGAGUAAGGAGGUGAAGAGUAAGGAGGUGAAGAGUAAGGAGGUGAAGAGUAAGGAGGUGAAGAGUAAGGAGGUGAAGAGUAAUGAGGUGAAGAGCAAGGAGGUGAAGAGUGAGGAGGUGAAGAGUGAGGAGGUGAAGAGUGAGGAGGUGAAGAGUAAGGAGGUGAAGAGUAAGGAGGUGAAGAGUAAGGAGGUGAAGAGUAAGGAGGUGAAGAGUAAGGAGGUGAAGAGUAAGGAGGUGAAGAGUAAGGAGGUGAAGAGUAAGGAGGUGAAGAGUGAGGAGGUGAAGAGUAAGGAGGUGAAGAGUAAGGAGGUGAAGAGUAAGGAGGUGAAGAGUAAUGAGGUGAAGAGUAAGGAGGUGAAGAGUAAGGGGGUGAAGAGUGAGGAGGUGAAAGCGUGGGGGCAACAGGAGAGAGAAAGAGGAGAGAAAGCACGGCUUGAAGCACCACGAGAGCACCGCCUGGUGAGAAGAGAUGGGAGGAGGUGGGAGGUGGGAGGUGGGAGGAGGUGGGAGGAGGAGGUGGGAGGAGGUGGGAGGAGGUGCGAGGAGGUGGGAGGAGGUGGGAGGAGGUGCGAGGAGGUGGGAGGAGGUGCGAGGAGGUGGGAGGAGGUGCAAGGAGGUGGGAGGAGGUGGGAGGAGGUGGGAGGAGGUGCGAGGAGGUGGGAGGAGGUGCGAGGAGGUGGGAGGAGGUGGGAGGAGGUGGGAGGAGGCGGGCGGAGAGCGAAGGAGAUGGGUGGGCAUGGGAUGCAAGGAGACGCUUAG